This is a messenger RNA of Siniperca chuatsi (mandarin fish), 5538 nucleotides long. Its product is annotated as alpha-2A adrenergic receptor. The transcript has 2 exons. The record is from RefSeq and is a predicted model, not a curated record. Bases 1021 to 2613 code for a protein of 530 amino acids. Gene Ontology annotation, biological process: adenylate cyclase-activating adrenergic receptor signaling pathway. NCBI's taxonomy places the organism in Eukaryota, Metazoa, Chordata, Actinopteri, Centrarchiformes, Sinipercidae. Gene Ontology annotation, molecular function: G protein-coupled receptor activity. Gene Ontology annotation, cellular component: membrane.
UAUAAUUUCAGUCAAACGGUUCACAACCCAAAAGUUCAUAUAUGAUCAUAUAUGACAAAGAAAAGCAGCAAAUCUUCACAUUUGAGAAGCCGCUUUUUGCUUGAAAAAUGACUUAAAUGAUUAAUCAAUCAUGAAAAUAGUUGCUAUAAAAUCUGCACGUGUGAAAAAUCGCCUUAAAUGCGUCAAAAUGUGGAAGAAACGACGCGAGAACGAGAGAUCAGACGUUUCUUCUAUCACCAGGAGAUAAAUCCGCCGUCUUAAUUCCCACAUGUGACGCUGACAUGUGGGACGCGUCCUUCACCUUUGCUCUGACUCCCAGAGAGGACGCGACGCGCACCGCCGGAGUCUGGACAGUUUGGAGUCCGGUUGGAGCUGCGCGUAAAAAAGCGCGUCCUCGUUUAUCCGGUAACAUCCGCAUCAGUUCCUCCACAUCUCCCUCUGCGAGCAGAGUCCGUCUCCAGCGUCCGGACUGAGAGCACCAACCGGGAUCCAAAGCGGACCCCUGUACGCGGAUAUAUCAGCUUUUUGUUCUUAGAAUCCACAAUCCUGUGAUCUACUUUUUAAGAAUACUUUAGUGUGGAUCUCUUUUUCCUACAUUAUCCGCGCAGAUCUGAACUCGAUCUACGAGUCUCUAUGUUUCCGGCUCUGUUCUUCAUCCCUGACCCGGUCUGUGGAGAUCCAAGCAUCCAGAGUGGACUUUCUGCCCCGGUUUGUUCGACACCCAGUGGUGCAUCACCGGACAGUGUCUUCGAAAUUCUGCAUAGUCGCGCAAGAAAAUAAACUUUUAAAGUUCUUGUCACGGAAUGACGCACUGACGCAGCUGAAGCGGAGAUCCACAUUUUCCAAUCUCCCUCACAGUGCAAAGAUCACAUGGCUUCACCUUGACUGACAACCAUCGGGCCCCUCAGUCUCUCCUCUUACUGGAGAAAUCCUGUUUCUCAAUGGUCUACCAUAGAAACACCUUUUUGCUGUCUCUCACUCUGUAAGAGACCAUUCAUAAAGUUUUCCCCUGACACCACCAUGGCAGCUGCUCCAGAUGCACCCUGCCUGUCGGAGCUCGGCGGACUUCCCAACAGGAACAUCAGUCUCAUCUCCGGCGCCCGACCCUGCAACCGGAGCACCAUCAGGACCUCGCCUUACACCCCACAAGCCACCGCAGCCUUCGCCAUUGCCAUCACCUUCAUGAUGAUCCUGACCAUCGUUGGGAACAUCCUGGUCAUCAUCGCCGUCCUGACGUCCCGAUCCCUCAAGGGGGCUCAGAACCUCUUCCUGGUGUCGCUGGCUGCAGCAGAUAUUUUAGUGGCCACGCUUAUUAUUCCUUUCUCGUUGGCUAAUGAGCUGCAGGGCUACUGGGCGUUUAGCUCCAUUUGGUGUGAAAUCUACCUGGCGCUGGAUGUUCUCUUCUGUACCUCCUCCAUUGUGCACCUGUGCGCAAUAGCACUGGACCGCUACCUGUCGAUCUCUCGGCCCGUAUCCUAUGGCGCCAAACGUACCCCCAUACGCAUCAAGGCGGCCAUUAUCGUAGUCUGGCUGAUCUCUGCGGUCAUCUCUUUCCCUCCUCUUCUCACCCUGGAUAAGAGCGAAGGAGGUGAAGAGGUGUGUGAACUAAACAGCGAGCGCUGGUAUAUUCUCUACUCCACAAUUGGCUCAUUCUUCGCCCCCUGUGUGAUAAUGAUUCUGGUGUAUGUGAGGAUUUAUCAGAUCGCUAAGAAGCAUACACGCUGCCCGCCCGGACAGAAGCAUAAAGCGGUGGCAGGAGGAAAUGCCAGCAUGGCAACCAGUGAGCCUCCAGUGAAGUUAACUGAGCAGUCACAACAGAACGGGGAUCAAGGAAGUACGACUGCCAGCCAACGAGAUAAAGUCUUGAUCAAAAUAUCUGGCUCGGAUUCCACCUCAUCAUCACUUCGAAAACCGCCUGAGAAUACCACGAGCCAGGGCACUCAGCACUACCCUCCUAAUUCGAGUACCGCUCCAGUUCGGAAAUCCACCUCCUCCCCCUCAAUCCCCCAACAUGACAGCCAAAUCCUCUCAGCUGUUCCCCACAAAGAGUCCCAGACAAAUCCUGACGAAGGGGGGGAAGCACUUCCCGACAACACCUCCAGCUCUGGCUCUGACGCUGAGCUGGAAAUGGGCGAGGACGGUGUUCUUGGAGAGGACAGCAAAGAAGAGACGAACAAGACCGAAGAGCAAACUUUGGGAUUGUCCCAAAGCAAAGGGUUCAAAGUUCAGGUGCUAAACCUGGCCUGCAGAUACAAAAGCACUAUGGCCACAUCAUCUGGCAUCCAACUGGUACCCGAGGAAACGCACAAGAUUCAGGGGACGCCCAUAUCCCGCCGCAAAGCCAUGAUGAACAGGGAGAAGAGGUUCACCUUCGUCUUGGCUGUAGUGAUGGGAGUGUUUGUGAUCUGCUGGUUCCCCUUCUUCUUCUCUUACUCUCUUCAGGCGGUGUGCCCUGAGACUUGCAGCAUCCCCAAUCCUUUGUUUAAAUUCUUCUUUUGGAUUGGCUACUGCAAUUCCUGCCUCAACCCGGUCAUAUACACCAUCUUCAACAAUGAUUUCAGGAAGGCCUUCAAGAGGAUACUGUGCAGGGACACAAAGGGUAUGUUCUUCUAGAAAGGAAAGUAUUAUUAUGUUUUGAACUGCGGGCGGACAGAAAGAUAAUUUGAAGAUAAAAAAUGAUUUAUUUCUUUCUGUAUUUGACGGGAUUGACCCUCUUCAGCAUCGACAUAAACACUUGUACAUUGAGGAGGAAAUUACGUCCAUUUUCUUUUCUCCUUGUGUUUGUCUGAAUGCUGUUAGCUGAGUCAGAGCAGCACUGACAAAGAGGGAGAUUUCAGAAAGCCAGUCAAGUGGCCGAAUCAAUUAUCUUUAAUGUUAUUUAAGAAUACAGUGUAAUUGUAUAUUCAAUGACUCUGAAGGAGAAUGAUUUGAUUUUAUUUUGAAACGGAAGUCAAGAGGAUACAGGGUCUGUGUUCAGUAAUUUAAAGUACAAACAGAACUAUGAUGGUGUAUGUGUUUUUUUGUGUGUGCAUGGGAGUAGAGGAGAGUUGCCUAAGGGUCUUACUGGAAGAGAACAAAUAUCACUAAGUGUCCUUUAUUGGAGAUAAAAUGGGCACUCAAGGAACACAAGAUCAGGGAAAAUGUGAGCAUCCUCCUCUCUGUGCCUCUUCCUCUCACUCUUUUUCUUCCUCCAUCUAAAGCUGUAACUUGGGACGUGUACAUUAUGAUGGAUAGAGCUUUUUUUUCUCUGUAUAUUCCCUAGUCUCUGUGAACCGCUGGAUGUUACACCUCUCCCUGGGAAUCGCUCAUUAAGGUGAUAGCCAGAGGCUUAAACUAGAAAAACUAGAACAAGAGAGCUGAAAAUCAGCAGAGGCUGCAUGAAAGAUGGAGACUCUACGCGUGAAUGUGAUACUUGGAGGCAGCACAAGCUGAGCUGUUCACUUCCCCCUCUUCCUUUAAUCUGGUUUCCCCUUUAAUGUUAUUUUUUCCCUCAGCUGAACUAAAAAUGACGCAGGUAGUCAGUGCAUGUGUUUUAAGUAAGCAGUUGCAGCUCAAGGUGUGUUUACGUUGCGAUUUUGAUUUAUUUGCAACAUUUAAUGAACAUGAUGGACAGUGAGCUUUGUAUCCUAUUCAGCGUGCUCUCUGCCAAAGCAAUACAGACUGUAUCUGAACUCUGCGCUGACCCCGACGAUGAGCAGAAUCCCUGAUGAAGAUGCUCCUCUUCACUCUGAACUGAUCUGAUUUUGUGGGUGUGUAAAUACUGUAUGUGUGUGUGUGUGUGUGUGUGACUGAGUUUGCAGCUGCAUGUUUUUCAAAAAUGCACUUCUUAUCUAUUGAAAGCCAAUUGAAAUUUGCUUGACUGAAGCAUCCAGUACUGUAUACACAUGUAAGAUACCACUGGUGUUGGAAUCAGCUUUUGUACAGUAUAAGCUUAAACUUAAAACGGUAUUCUUGCUACUUGUUGUAAAGUCCAACUGAAAUUUAAUUGCAUGUUUUUUCUGUUACAGCAUACAGAUCUGCUCCGUUAAUUACACGUCCUGUGCUCUGUUUUAAAGCCAUGCUAGCAGCUCUGUGAGGUUUUGAGCUAAUGCUAACAUUAGCAUACUAACAUGCUAACAUGAUGAUGUUUAGCAGGUAUAAUGUUUCGCCAUCUUAGUUUAACGUGAUAGCAUGCUAGCACUAAACACCAAGUACAACUGAGGCUAAUGGGAAUGUCAUUAGUUUUGCAGGUAUUUGGUCAUAAAUGUUAAUACAAUUCAUCCUGAGGGGAACAUGAAUGUGUGAACAAAAUUUCACGGCAAUCCAUCCGAUAGGCAUUUACGAGACAUUUCCCUCAUACAUACACUGGUAGAAUAUUGCCCUGCUAACAUAAGUUUGCAGGCUAGAUCAGCUGCAGAGCUUAAAAACGGACCUAAUGUCAACAUGGGUCCGUUUAGAUGCUAAAUGUUGUGGUUUUACUCUCCAUCACCACUGCUAACAAAACAUUGUGUGUCGUUAGCUUGUACAGUUACCAGUGCAACUUUGUUAACAUUGUGUCAGUCGUGGAUGUAUUAUAAGAACUGGAUACCGGACUCCCAGUUCAUUCCAAUUAAAGCUGCUCACCCAAAGUUUCCAUGCUUCCAUGUUAUGUGGCCCACUGGUCAUUAGUGUCUCUUUCCCUAAGCCCACCAGCCUGUCCCAUAGACUUUACAUUGAGGUGAUGCCAUGCACAUUACAAUAUAAUUUCUAGGCUCUAGAAAAAUUUUACAAAUAUAACUCAUGGUCAUGGUUUAAAAAUCCAUAAUACAAAGUGUAAAUUACCUUGUCUGCAGUUCGAAGCUAGAUCUCUCGAAGGCCCGGUCAGACCAGAAAGUGGCACCGCAAAAUUCAAUCAGGUGUCUCUGUGCAGUAGGCGGUGGAAAAAGUUUGGUGAUGUAGUGACUACUCACAGUUAGUAAACUGUAGCUUGUGAGCUAACUGCUAGCUGUGAACAUGCUGGCGCUAGUCAGUCGCAGUCAUGGUCACAAUAGCUCUCUGAAAUAAAGAGUUCGCUAUCAAACUGAGAAAGCUAACGGGAAAAUAAGGUCACACAGUUUAUUCUAAAGAUUUGUACCAUUGACUCCUGUCUCACAACUGUCUUUAUGAGCAGUGUAUACGUGGACAGAGGAGGUGAAACCAAACUAAAUGGUGACACCCAACUAAUAAGCUCCUAAUAGCCUCCUCCUCCAUUUUGGACUCUUUUGAUUUCACUGUGAAGUUUCGUUGUUUUAAAACCUCCAUGGUCUCAGUGCACCCUCCAUCUGAGCUGUUAAUCAAUCACAAACAGCAACAAAUUUGAAAAUCAUUUUUGACUAUUAUUGUUUACUGCAAAAAGGGAUGGAUUUUGUGAUUUCAGCUGGACUUUAAGUUUAGAAUAGUUAUCAAAGUACCACUCAGUAUUGCCUUGUAUCUACUUGUAUCUUCUAUCUCUGCUCCUGUGUUGUUGUGUCCCAGUGCUAUGCUUUUCUUUUGAAAUCACUUCAUAUUAAGGGUUUGAAUAAAGGACAUGGUACGACUAUA